AUGGCUUUACAAGGGGUUGAGCAGACCAUCCUACGGGAUCCGGCUCUGUUCUAUUGGAUCCUGUUCCCCAUCACCAUCGUCAUGAUAUUGACAGGUAUUCUUCGCCAUUAUGCGACAGUUCUGAUGAACAGCCCCCCGAAACCUCCGGCGACACUUGCCGAAUCUAAAGAGCGCCUUUCACUUCUGCGAGGAGUCAACCUGCGUAACAAUGCUCCCGCAGUGCUAUCGCGGGAAGGAUUCGAGAUGCGAAAGAACUAUUUGAUCUCUGCAUACAAAAGCGGUGCCUUCCUUAAAGACCCUUCCAGCCGCGGUCAGCCACCUGCGAAUCCGAUGACUGAUCCUGCGGGCAUGGAGGCCAUGAUGGGGAUGAUGAAAGGAAAUAUGAUGAUGAUGAUCCCACAGACCUUGAUCAUGAGCUGGAUCAAUGCGUUCUUUUCCGGUUUUGUUAUUCUGAAACUGCCCUUCCCCCUCACGAUCCGAUUCAAAUCAAUGCUCCAAUCUGGUGUCAUGACCCGUGACCUGGAUGUCAGAUGGGUGUCUAGUCUUUCGUGGUACUUUUUGAAUCUGUUUGGCCUUCAGUCAGUCUUUGGCUUCAUCCUCGGCAGCGAUAACGCUGCCAACCACAUGGCUCAACAAAUGGCAACUGUGAACCCUGGCGCAGCAGUCAAUCCGUUCCAACCUGGCCAGGAUCCAGACAAAUUGUACCAGAGUGAAGCAGAGAACUUGGAAGUCACCGAGUUCUUUAGCAUUCUGGACGGUAUCGAGGAGAGAGUUCUACAUAACUAUGCUUCAAAGGAAAUUCGCUGA
Molecule: messenger RNA, 807 nt
Organism: Aspergillus thermomutatus
Lineage: Eukaryota; Fungi; Ascomycota; Eurotiomycetes; Eurotiales; Aspergillaceae
Product: ER membrane complex subunit EMC3
Exons: 5
Coding region: 1-807 (268 amino acids)
Biological process (GO): protein folding in endoplasmic reticulum
Cellular component (GO): membrane; EMC complex
Source: RefSeq, a predicted model, not a curated record